Messenger RNA from Purpureocillium takamizusanense, 1089 nucleotides. RefSeq lists its product as uncharacterized. Lineage: Eukaryota; Fungi; Ascomycota; Sordariomycetes; Hypocreales; Ophiocordycipitaceae. The transcript is spliced from 2 exons. The record is from RefSeq and is a predicted model, not a curated record. The coding region runs from base 405 to 656 and encodes 83 amino acids.
CCCCCAUCGUGCGCAAGGCAACUGCCCGCCUACCUAGCCACCUUGGUCGCUCGACGCUCCCGGCCCCACUGCCCGUCUUUGACUUGAGUUGAGAGUAAGGUGCUCACCUGGGUCGGUUGUGUCAGCUCGCCUUUCUCUCGAGGCCCUAGUUCAAUACCUGGGCUCGUCCCUUCGUCUCUCCACCACUGGCACAAUCCAAGCGCCGUCUGGAUCCGCGCGGCAGUUUCUACGUUUCGUCAUUUCUAUCGUCCAUCUUCUUCAUUUUUCGCCACUGCGGACGGUGCUGUCCUGCGGGGUAUAGUCUUCUGCCAGUCUUUUGUUGUCACGUCCAUCUUUCGUCGGGUCUACUUUGUUUCUUGUCUCGUCCCGAUUUGGGCGCCGGUCGUGGUGGCGGCUUCGUCAUCAUGCCUACCGAGAGCGGUUCGGACUCGGUGCGUGUUUGUGUCGGCAGCGACAAAGAUUUUGACCCAGUCGAUGGCGGCUCGGACCCCCAGCCGGACCCUGACCCUGACCCCGAACCCCCAGAGCCGAUGGACAUACAAGCCUGGGUCAAUGACUCGGGUGCCUCUGUCGUGCUCCUGUCCCUCGUGCCGCGGCAGGAUACGCAGACACAAGGCGCGGGGCCGGCGACACACCAGGAAGGCGGUCGCUCCUGAUCAACCGACUUGAUCACCGCCACCUACCUUAUGCUUGGUCCGUACACGCACUGGUUACGGCCUUUAUAGGCGUGGCCCACAACAUCCGCGGUCGGCUCGACGCACCGCACUUUUCGGACAAUGACGUCCGAACGCCCCGUUCAACACGGCAACAACGUUUGGCUGCACGCCGUAUCGUUCAACACCCUACUCCAUGCAGCCGCGGAUCAUGGAUCCAGCUUCGACAUCUGAAAUAUGUUGGCCAACAUAACGUCAAUUUUAUCGUCUUCUUUCUUCUCAUGGGUCAAUUCUGUUUUCGUACCACGAGCCAGCGCUGUCAAAACGUGGCGGGCGAGCUUGGGCCGCCGCUCCAAAAGUGCGCCAAGAAGGCUCGCACUUUUGACUCUGUCUGCCCGCCGUCACGUCAGUCCUUAUUAGCUUAGUUUGUUUGGCC